Messenger RNA from Acytostelium subglobosum LB1, 1107 nucleotides. RefSeq lists its product as hypothetical. Lineage: Eukaryota; Evosea; Eumycetozoa; Acytosteliales; Acytosteliaceae. The record is from RefSeq and is a predicted model, not a curated record. The transcript is spliced from 2 exons. The coding region runs from base 1 to 1107 and encodes 368 amino acids.
AUGUUUGUUCAAUGCAGACUCUUGCCUGGAUACAUUCCAUCGUCGGUGCGAUCACUCACAUUUGGCCAAGGAUUCAACGAGAAUAUAUAUCCCAACAUCUUGCCUCAAGGCCUAACCUAUCUUCAUCUUGGAACAAGCUUCCAGAAGCCGCUAUGCGUUGGCUCAAUACCCUCAUCGGUCCACACACUCCACUUUGAGAGUUACGAUUAUCCCUUUGACCAAGAUGGAGUUCUGCCCUCAUCUUUGACCAAGCUCACAUUUCAGGCCUUCUCGAAUCGCCUUCCACCAGCCUCAACCCUGCCAUGUUUGCAAACACUCUCAAUACCAGGAUGGAAUGAUGAGAAGAGAAUGUUUGCGCUCGAUCUCCCACCAACACUCACGUCACUGAUCAUCUACUCUCUCCCUGAGUAUUGCACCACUCUCCCGAUCAAUCUCACACACCUUUCGAUCAAUUAUGACUUUGCACAAUGCAUUGUCAAGCCUCUAUCAAACCUCACGACCAUUUCACUUGGAACAAUUUCCACCUUGCGUCUUGGUGACAUUCCUGAAAGUGUCACUUAUCUCUCACUCUUUUUUGUCAAGCACAUUGUGGCCGGUGCCAUUCCACCCAGAGUCAUUACUCUAUCGAUUGAGAGAGUUGAUCAGAUAUACAUUGGAAUGAUUCCAGCAUCAGUGCGUGCUCUUAGCUUUGGUAACAGUCAUUCUUGCCGACUGCCGCCAGGAUCGAUUCCUCUUGGUGUGCAUACUCUUGAUAUUCCCAAGUGGUACAAACAUCCAAUCAUAGAAGGCUUGCUCCCAGAGAGCUUGACAAUACUCAAUCUGUGGGACCAACGCAUUAGGGCUGGAGCACUGCCUUCUUCCCUCAAGGUAAUCAAGUUACUUAGCCACGAAUCCCAUCUCCCAGCUGGAUUCCAAGUCGAAACGAUCGAACUGACCGGAAAAUAUUGUGAUUGUCCCUCGAAAAUCCACCCAUACCUCGCUGUUGCCAGUCAGGUCAAGUUUCGAUUCAAUAACUCCUUAAUGUGCCUUCGCCGACUGGAUGGUGACAGGGCGCCAUACUUCCUCUAUUCCGACCAGGUCAUCCAUUUCUACCGUGGUCUUUGGUAA